Molecule: messenger RNA, 471 nt
Organism: Didymosphaeria variabile
Lineage: Eukaryota; Fungi; Ascomycota; Dothideomycetes; Pleosporales; Didymosphaeriaceae
Exons: 2
Coding region: 1-471 (156 amino acids)
Source: RefSeq, a predicted model, not a curated record
AUGAGUCAAGAGUCUCGUGACAAAGCUAUCGGACGCUUUGCCGACGACAGCGGCGUGAGGGUGCUAUUAGCCUCUCUUCGUUGCGGUGGCUUGGGCCUCAACCUCACCAUGGCGUCGCGCGUCGUCAUUCUGGACCCGUGGUGGAACUCGGCAGCAGAGCAGCAAGCGUUCUGCCGUGUGUUCCGCUUUGGCCAAAAGGAGACCACUUGUCUGACCCGUUUCUGCGUUAGGAACACGGUAGAUGAGCGACUUAUCCAGAUGCAAGAGCGCAAAGAGAAGGAGAUCGACUCAGUGAUGAAGGAGGAUGCCGGGGCGAAGGCCAGCAAGAUGGGUAUCCGGGAUCUCAUGCGUCUGUUCGGCAACAUCCGCGACGACGAGAACGGUCGGCCGUUCAUCAUGACGGACAAUCCUGAUCCGCGCGGCGGCUUCCAUGCGGACAAUGACCACGAGGGCUAUGCGGAUGAGCUUUGA